GAGGGAACAAAUCAACGAGCAAGACAAGCAAGAGAGAGCAGCACGAUGGCGAAGAACUUAUUCGCGCGCGGUGGCGGCACCAGCUCCUGGGCCGAUGACGACGACAUGGACAUCCAGCCUCUGCCCGCAGCCCCCAAGAUUGCGUCGACGGAGGCGCCGCAACCCAUCGAAGAGGAGGAAAUCCAACACCACGAGCAGCAGCGCGAUGCGCCUCGUGGGUACAACGACCGCAACGACGACCGUGGUGGUGGCCACGGUGACCGUCGAGGAAGCCACGAAGACCGCCGCAGAGGAUACGAAGAUCGCCGCGGAGGCUACGAAGAGCGUCGUCGUGAUUCCCGCGAGGAACGUCCCAAGAAUCCCGUCCCGGACGUCGGUCCAUGGAAGCUUUUCGUUGGCAACUUGUCGUUCCGUCUGACGGAGGACGAUCUGGCGGACUUUAUUGGCGCGCAGGGUAUCCGAGACAUCCGCUUUCCUCGUGACCACGACAAUCGUCUCAAAGGUAUCGCCUACGUCGAGUUCGAUGAGAGGGAGCAACUGGUACAGGCGCUUGACCUCGAUGGCCAACGAUUGGAUGGUCGUCAUGUCAAGAUGGACGUGGCAUUGGACCGCGAGCGCAAGCCCCGUGACAGUGGCCGCUUCGACAAGCGCAACGAUCGCUCCAAUGACCGUCGUGAAAGGAACGAAACUCCUCGUGAACGUCAACGUCUGACGUUGUUGCCACGCACUUCGUCCGAAAAGAAAGACUCCGAUGCUCACAAGCCAAGCAUCUUCGGAGAGGCCAAGCCCCGUGACGAGAGUGCUUAUCAAGAGCGUAAGAAAGCGCUCGACCUUGAACGUAAGGCCAAGGUUAAGGAGGAGAAAGAGGCCAAGGCGAAGGCUAAGGAGGCUAAGGUCAAGGCUAAGGCGGAGGCAGAAACUAAGGUGCUGGCUCGCAAGAGCAGUCGCGAUGAAGGUCGUGGCGGACGUGGACGUGGACGUGGCGACCGUCGUCCGACUGACGGUGGUCGUGGUCGUGGCAAGGAGAACGCUCCGGCACGGAAGGCGGAUCCCCGUCCGAAGCGUUCGGAACCUCCUACGACGAAGAUCUCGGCUCCGGCGGCAGCAAAGACAGCCAAUGUGUAUGACCUCCUGAACGAUUCGGACUCGGAUUCGGAUUAG
This is a messenger RNA of Phytophthora infestans T30-4, 1161 nucleotides long. RefSeq lists its product as uncharacterized. The record is from RefSeq and is a predicted model, not a curated record. Gene Ontology annotation, molecular function: RNA binding. Lineage: Eukaryota; Oomycota; Peronosporomycetes; Peronosporales; Peronosporaceae. The coding region runs from base 46 to 1161 and encodes 371 amino acids. The transcript is spliced from 5 exons.